AAUGGGCCCACAAGAACCUCUAUUACUUGGAGAAAACUCUAGCUCUCUCUCGCUCUCUUUAUCUCAUAAAGGGGCUCUUUUUUUAGAUAUAUAUAUUCUCUAGACAGCUCCACUCUCAGUUCAACCCCACUCAAAAGUGUCGUGCAUGUUUUGGAGCGCAAAAAACUAUACAACGAGUACUCUCUAGAGCAUUAUGGGACCGAUCCCCAUAGUCCCUGGGAGAAUAUUGCAGUCCGCUACCAUCACUACCAUCCUUGCAGGAGGACUACAAAUAAUGUCUUGCCAUAUCGACCCAUAGUCCUUACCAAAACCUGCCGCCCUCAAAAGUCGCGCGACCAGAAAGACUGUCAAUUGCGGUCCCGUCUAGUCUACUCUUCUCUGCAUUCCCCCCGUUGGGCCGCCAGUUCCCCCAGACCUCCGUGAACACUACUGUAGUGAGUGUUCAUAAUCAACAAAACCCUACGCAUGGCCCGGCCCUAACAUAGGAACACGAACACCAGCAUAGCGCCUCAUCUGAGGUGAUAAGAUCAUAAACCCUAUUGCCCAAAGUCUUACAACCUUUUCUAAAACUCAGACCCAUAGACAGCCAUCACGCUUGGCCCUAUUAAUAGAUGAGCCUUCUAGCUUCCCCCCCCCUCCUAUUUAUUCCCCCUCCUCCACGGUCCCCACUCACCACCCCACUCAACCCUUACCGGCAACACACUCAGCCCAGGCACACAAGAGAAUAUCUUGCUCUCAUAAUGUGGGCCAACGACACCCGUACUACUACGGGGACGAAUUCAAUCCCAAUCGGGAGAAAACGUCGUCUUGCUGCCCUCAUGAACACAGACGAAAACAAAACCUCCCUAGCCACUGUUAGCUCUGAUCAAGAAACAUCCGGGAGCUCACUCGAUAUUGGGAAUGGUGUUGUGGAAGCUGCACCUACAAAAAUGGCCAGAACUCUUAGUGAUGCAUCUUCUGCCAAUCUGAAACAGGCAGAUAUUGAUGACAUUCCUAGGGGACGACAAAGACUACGUCACAGCUCUGCCCGGACUCAUCCCAAGUCUCGUUGGGGAAGCGAGUCAAUCAAGAGCACUAUUAGCGUUGACAACCUGCCUGCUUCAAUUCCAGUGUGUAUGAGUCUUGAGGAUACCGAGAUGUAUGUACGUAAAGUACGCAUCGAGGAGAUCACUCAGAAGCUUACUACUAAUAUGAUUGUGCCAAAUGACAAACGAUCUCUCUCUCCGGACCCUAUUUAUGACACGACCGGUCGUCGCAUAAAUGUUAGAGAGACCAGAUACCGAGAGCGUCUAGAAGCUGAGCGUCAUGACUUGGUGGCAAAGGUUUCACAAAUGGAUCCGCAAUACAAGCCUCCUAGUCAAUAUAGAAGACCUGUCAACAAGCAUGAAAAGGUCUAUGUACCUGUCGAUGACUAUCCAGAGAUUAACUUUAUUGGCUUGCUCAUUGGUCCCCGUGGACAUACUCUCAAGCGUAUCGAGAGAGAGUCCGGGGCUAAAGUUGCCAUUCGCGGCAAAGGCUCUAUCAAAGAGGGGAAAGCAAGGAGUGAUCUCGCCGUGACAUCUGACCAGGACGAAAACUUGCAUUGUCUCAUCAUAUCACCCAACCCGGCCUCUACCGUCAAAGCCAGGGAAAUGAUUAACGAGAUUAUCGAGACUGCUGCGUCGACACCCGAAACCAUGAACGCACUCAAGCGUAACCAGCUCAGGGAAUUGGCUACCUUGAACGGGACCUUACGCGAUGAUGAAGGAAAGACGUGCUCAAAUUGCGGUGAGGUUGGUCACCGAAGAUACGACUGUCCCAAAGAGACCAACUACACAGCAGGGAUAAUUUGCAGGGUCUGUGGUAACGGGGGGCAUUUCGGCCGAGACUGCUUAGACCGCCCGAAAGGUCAAGGUUGGCAGGGGAAACCUUCCAAUUCCAAUCCUCGAGACCAAGAAUAUGAUGAAUUUAUACGAGAUGUCCUAGGAGAUGCAGAACCUGCUGCUGGGGAAAUUGCAACCGCUCCUACUGAGGCAAACCUUCAUCAAGCUGGUGGUGAUAACAGCCAAGGGAGGGAAUUGGGGUCUGCCCAAGCCCCGUGGAAACAGGCAGGCGGGACCCUAGUCAAGUCAUCGGAGCCUAGUUCAACCGCUGCCGAACCCCCGUGGCGACGGCCAAGUACAUCUUUCAUCAAACCUCAUGAGAUCAGAGAGAAUCCCAUCCCUAAAAGCUAUCAAGCCCCUUGGGGCCAAGCUCGCCCAUGGACACAAGUAGGAAGUGCAAACGGGGGCUCGGGAGGCAUGGGUCAAUUCCAAAAUAGCGGAAACAGUAACUCGCGUAACCCGCUCGCAUCCAAUGGUCCCCCCGAUAAUAUCGGAUCCAGAGAGAGAGGCACCGGCGCUGAGAUGGAAUUUGGGGCCAGCAGCAAUAUCUCUCUACAGAAAUACCCCAGCGAAUAUGGCAGCUUUGGGGAUUCUCAGGGCUAUGAGGGAGACAGACAGGUGACUCAUAGUAACCCACACGGUUUCCAGAAUCAUAUCCCUUCAAAAAACCACGCGGCCUAUCAUGGUGGGCCACAAUCUCAGCAACUCUCGAAUAGCUCUCACCCCCUUCACCCCCAGGUUUAUCCCCCUAUCCCGGGUCAUCCAGGGUUUCACCAGACUAUAAAGGAGCGUCUUGACAACGGAUUGCAUUCUCAGUUUCGUCCUCCGCCACCCCCCCUGGAGGCCCCUCCGCCAUCUCCCCCUCCCCCUCCCCCUCCUUCCUUUCCACCUUCCAGUAGCUCUAUCUCUCCCAAAUAG
This is a messenger RNA of Tuber melanosporum (Perigord truffle), 2780 nucleotides long. RefSeq lists its product as uncharacterized. NCBI's taxonomy places the organism in Eukaryota, Fungi, Ascomycota, Pezizomycetes, Pezizales, Tuberaceae. The transcript has 8 exons. Gene Ontology annotation, cellular component: nucleus. The coding region runs from base 741 to 2780 and encodes 679 amino acids. Gene Ontology annotation, biological process: regulation of mRNA splicing, via spliceosome. Gene Ontology annotation, molecular function: mRNA binding; zinc ion binding. The record is from RefSeq and is a predicted model, not a curated record.